UCCAGAUCACGGGAUGAAUUCAGGUUCUGGAGUCAGAAGCCAAAUUACCAAAGCCAAGGAAGGGGAAGGAUUUCUUAGGGUGUUUGGACCAACUAUGUAGCUGGGAUAAAGUUAGAUGAGUUUUUGAAUGCAAGAUUGCCACAGGUGGACUUAAAAUGAGGAGGCUGUUCUCUCCAGCAGCAAAUUGGGAGGCCCUAAGAGUGGUCAGCUGGUUCAUCAGCUGGGGUCAGGCUGCUGUUACAACCUCUGGUUUAGCCAACUGGACAAUUAGUUCUGGCUGGGCUGCCUGUUAGGGGCCCUGACAUUCUCCAGUUUUAACUUCAUUUCAUCAUUUUGAGUCAUCUACAAAUGUUGCUGCCAUUUCCACUCUGUUAAGAAAUUUGGUCAACAUCACCUGGCCUACAUCAACAUCUGGCGACACCCAUUGCUGACUUCUAGCCAUGUUCAGUUGUGUCCAUUUACCCCUUCUCUUCCUUCCAUCUCAGCCAGUUUCUGGUGCAUAACAGCAUUUUGCCUAUGACUCCAGUGCCUCUUUGUUUUUCUAAUAGCUUUCUGUGAUGGGCUUUAUCGAAGGCUUUCUGAAAGUACAAACAGAUUAAACCCAGCAAUGCUAGAACAAAAGUAACGAGCCCACAGACCUCUGGGGUGGUUUUAUCUGUUGCCAUCUGGGAAAGGAGGAAUCUUACAACUGUUUUCCCUGGUAAACAUGCUGCUUGACCUGACAAUGUGGAUUUGCUCCUUCAUCUGGAGAAUGCAGAUUUUAGCUGCCAGGACCUAGAGUAGAAGCUUAAGAGAAGGAGCCAAAGCACUUUGACUUACUCACUGGAUUUGUUGGAUAUGGAAAAGAUGGCAGAUGAAUUGAAGACAGAGACUGAAAACCUCAAUCCAGAACAGAGCAUGUCUUCCACAGGACUGGAAGAUGACCUUGGCAAACUCUUGGGUCAGGAGACACUUCUCCCAAAGUUGGGCAGUAUUGAUCUGGAAAGAGAACUAGAUGCCAAAAGUGAGCUGAUUGAUGAUAAAGAGUUCAAUAUUCCUCAGGUGGAUACCCCACCGACGCUGGAAAGCAUAUUGAAUGAGACUGAUGAUGAAGAAGAGACUUUUGUGCUGGAGGAUCCCUCACUUUUGAACAUUGAUAAUAUCGACACACACUCUUACGACACGUCUUCAGUGGCGAGCUCUGACAGUGGAGACCGGGCACACAUGAAAAGAAAGAAAAGGCUCCCUGAUUCUUUUUCUCUCCAUGGAUCUGUCAUACGACUUUCACUUCUGAAAGGAAUUUCUGCCCAAAUAGUUUCUGCUGCAGACAAAGUGGAUGCUGGCUUGCCUACUGCCAUAGCAGCAUCAAAUCUGAUUGCUGUGGGGACUUCUCAUGGGUUGGCAUUAAUUUUUGGAAAAGAUCAGAACCAGGCUCUUCGGCUUUGUCUUGGCAGCACAGCUGUUGGUGCCCAGUACGGGGCUAUCUCAGCUCUCAGUAUCAAUAAUGACUGCUCGAGACUUCUGUGCGGCUUUGCAAAAGGACAGAUUACUAUGUGGGAUCUGGCUAGUGGGAAACUUCUGAGAUCAAUAACAGAUGCUCAUCCCCCAGGAACAGCCAUUUUGCACGUCAAGUUCACAGACGACCCGACCCUUGCAAUUUGCAACGACAGUGGAGGCUCUGUCUUCGAACUGUCAUUUAAGAGAGUGAUGGGAGUGAGAACCUGCGAGUCUCGGUGUCUGUUCAGCGGAUCCAAGGGGGAAGUUUGCUGUAUUGAGCCUUUGCAUGCAAAGACAGAACUGAGAGAUCAUCCUAUUACCCAGUACUCCCUGCUAGCAAUGGCCUCCUUGACUAAGAUCCUUGUCAUUGGGUUGAAGCCAUCUCUGAAAGUGUGGAUGACUUUUCCAUAUGGUCGUAUGGAUCCCUCCAGCGUUCCUUUGCUGGCUUGGCACUUUGUUGCUGUACAGAACUCGGUAAACCCCAUGCUUGCCUUCUGUCGUGGAGAUGUGGUUCAUUUUCUUUUGGUAAAGAGAGAUGAUUCGGGUGCAAUACAUGUUACUAAGCAGAAGCAGCUCCAUCUGCAUUACGACCUCAUCAAUUUUACUUGGAUGAAUUCGCGCACGGUGGUGCUUCUGGAUAGCGUGGAGAAGCUCCAUGUGAUAGAUCGCCAGACGCAAGAGGAGUUGGAGACCAUAGAGAUUUCAGAGGUUCAGCUAGUCUACAACAGCAGUCACUUCAAAUCACUGGCCACAGGGGGCAAUGUCAGCCAGGCUCUGGCACUGGUUGGGGAAAAAGCCUGCUAUCAGUCCAUCAGCAGCUGUGGCAGUCAGAUUUUCUACCUUGGUACAAAGUCCGUUCAUGUGAUGACACUAAGAAGCUGGAGAGAGAGAGUGGAUCACCUUCUGAAACAAGAAUGUCUUACUGAGGCCCUGGCUCUAGCUUGGUCUUUUUAUGAAGGUAAAGCAAAGGCUGUUGUAGGGUUGUCCGGAGAUGUCGGCAAGCGAAAGGCAGUCAUUGCAGACAGAAUGGUUGAAAUCCUUCUCCAUUACACUGAUCGAACUUUGAAGAAGUGUCCCGACCAGGGAAAAAUCCAAGUGAUGGAACAACAUUUUCAGGACAUGGUGCCCGUCAUAGUCGAGUACUGCCUCUUACUUCAGCGCACGGAUCUUUUAUUCAGCCAGGUGUAUGACAAGAUGAGUGAGAAUUCUGUGGCCAAAGGGGUUUUCCUGGAGUGCCUGGAGCCAUACAUUUUAAGUGGCAAGCUGAUCGGAAUGACAGCUCAAGUGAUGAAAGACUUGCUGCUUCACUUCCAAGAUAGGAACCUGUUGGAGAACAUGGAGGCCUGCAUUGUGCACAUGGAUAUCACCAGCCUCGACAUACAGCAGGUAGUUCUUCUUUGCUGGGAAAAUCAUCUCUAUGAUGCCAUGAUCUAUGUCUAUAACAGUGGAAUGAAUGACUUCCUUAGUCCAAUGGAGAGGUUGUUCAAAGUCAUCGCUCCUCCACUGAGUGCUGGGAAGUCUCUCACAGAUGAGCAGGUCGUGAUGGGCAACAAGCUUCUAGUUUAUAUAAGCUGCUGUUUGGCAGGUCGUGCUUACCCGUUGGGUGAUAUUCCUGAAGAUCUGGUUCCCUUGGUUAAAAACCAGGUCUUUGAAUUUCUUAUCCGCCUCCACUCAGCCGAGGCAUCCACUGAUGAAGAAGUUUAUCCCUAUGUUCAUACACUGCUGCACUUCGACACCCGGGAGUUCCUUAACGUCCUUGCACUGACUUUUGAAGAUUUCAAGAAUGACAAGCAAGCAGUGGAGUAUCAACAGAGAAUCGUGGACAUCCUGCUAAAAGUCAUGGUGGAAAAUUCUGACUUCACCCCAUCGCAGGUUGGGUGUCUCUUUACCUUCCUUGCUCGGCAGCUCGCCAAGCCCAACAACACGUUGUUUGUGAACAGGACACUUUUUGAUCAGGUCCUUGAAUUUCUGUGCAGUCCUGAUGAUGAUUCCCGACACUCCGAGAGACAGCAGGUCUUGUUAGAACUGCUGCAGGCUGGGGGAAUAGUACAGUUUGAAGAGAACCGUCUCAUCCAAAUGGCAGAAAAAGCUGAAUUCUACCAAAUUUGUGAGUUUAUGUAUGAACGGGAGCAUCGCUAUGACCGAAUCAUUGAUUGUUACCUGCGUGAUCCAGUGAGAAAGGAAGACGUUUUCAACUACAUCCACAAUAUUUUGUCCAUUCCUGGAUACAGUGCAGAGGAGAAGCAUUCAGUGUGGCAGAAAGCUCUGGAACAUAUGGAGGAGCUGCUUUUGCUGAGCCCUAGCAAAGCUGCAGACCUGAUCACCACGCACUUCAAUGAUCAGCUUGAGGGGAUCAUUAACAACCUUCAGGACCAGUUCUUGCUUUUCCAGUUUUUGAGGAGUCUUCUUGACCCGAGGGAAGGAAUCAAUCAGGAUCUGAUCCACGUAUCUCCCUGCAUCACUGAGCAGUUCAUUGAGUUGCUGUGUCACUACAGUCCUGACCAGGUUUUAGAGAUGCUACAAGUCCUGGAGUUCUACAGACUGGAGGAAACCAUUCAGAUCACUCAGAAACACCAACUCCAUGAAGCUUCCUCAUACCUUUUGGAAAAGAAAGGAGAUGUCCAUGGUGCCUUCUUGGUAAUGCUUGAGCAACUGCAAAGCAAGCUGCUGGUGCUUACACAGGAAGAUGAAAAUUCAACACAAUCCAAUUCAAUAAAGGAUAUUGAAGCUACCUUACUGAAAACAAUUGCACUUUGCCAGAGGAAUUCACAUAAUUUAAACCAGCAGCAGCGAGAGGCUCUCUGGUUUCCCCUCCUGGAGGCUAUGAUGUCGCCACAGAAACUGUCAGGUUCUUCAGCCUCAUGCCGAUACUCUGAACAUCUGAAGAAUUUGACCAUGCAGGUGCUCAACAACAUGGCUGCUUUUAUUGCCCUUCCAUCAAUCCUGCAGAGAAUUCUACAGGAUCCUGUUUAUGGUAAAGGGAAACUUGGAGAAAUUCAGGGACUUGUACUGGGGAUGCUGGAUACGUUUAACUAUGAGCAG
Molecule: messenger RNA, 4518 nt
Organism: Alligator sinensis (Chinese alligator)
Lineage: Eukaryota; Metazoa; Chordata; Crocodylia; Alligatoridae
Product: vacuolar protein sorting-associated protein 8 homolog
Exons: 44
Biological process (GO): endosomal vesicle fusion; protein targeting to vacuole
Cellular component (GO): CORVET complex; early endosome; late endosome
Molecular function (GO): protein binding
Source: RefSeq, a predicted model, not a curated record